This is a messenger RNA of Leptidea sinapis, 2404 nucleotides long. RefSeq names its product sarcoplasmic calcium-binding protein, alpha chain (gene Scp1). The record is from RefSeq and is a predicted model, not a curated record. The transcript is spliced from 4 exons. Gene Ontology annotation, molecular function: calcium ion binding. Bases 117 to 692 code for a protein of 191 amino acids. Lineage: Eukaryota; Metazoa; Arthropoda; Insecta; Lepidoptera; Pieridae.
UCUCCUAGAUAUAUUUAGUUGUUGGUUGACUCGCGUUUCGCAAACUCUAAUCAGUACUCAGUCUGUUAGGAGACGUGACUCGCGAUCCCUGUCCAUCCAACUCGAAGUCCGUCGAUAUGGCCUACUCCUGGGAUAACCGAGUCUCAUUUGUCGUACGAUACUUGUACGAUAUCGACAACAAUGGGUACUUGGAUUCCCACGACUUCCAGUGCCUGGCACUGCGCUCCUGCAUCCUAGAAGGCAAAGGAGACUGCAGUGCGGCCCGUCUACAGAAAUACCAGCACAUUAUGCUCAGCCUGUGGGAAGAAAUCACAGAACUUGCAGACUUUGACAAGAAUGGCGUCGUGUCGGUGGAUGAAUUCAAACAGGCUGUGAAAAGCUCCUGCGUCGGCAAAAAGUACCAAGAUUUUCCACAAGCACUCAAAGCAUUUAUAGAGGCAAAUUUCCGUAUGAUUGACAUUAACGAAGAUGGAGUGAUGGGGGUCGAGGAGUUCCGUUAUGACUGCAUCCAACGUAUGGUCGUAGAAGACGUCAAAUCUAUUGACGAUGCCUACAAUACACUUUUAAAUGAUGACGACCGAAGAAAAGGUGGCCUCACAUUAGCGCGGUAUCAAGAUCUCUUCGCCCAGUUCCUCAGUGACCAAAAUGACAACUGCCCAGCCAAUAUGCUGUUCGGACCUUUAGAGCAAUAAGCCGAGUUCUUCAGAAAUUAUCACGUGUACAGUCACCGUCAAAAGAAAGCGUCACCCAUUGGAUUCAAAAAUAUGGCAACACCCAUCGUUGCCAUAUAGGUACAUCGAUUCACCGAAAUUGACCAAAUACAUAGCACCAUCCAUUCGGGACAUCAUAAACAUUAUUGUGAUAAUUAAUAUGUCAACUGAAGUUAAAGUUUGUCGACACAUUACUGGACAAAUUAGACUUAACAUCUUAUGUCUCAAGGUGACGAGCGCAAUAGUAGCGCCGCUCAGAGUUUUUGGGUUUUUCAAGAAUCCUGAAAGGCACUGCAUUGUAAUGGGCAGGGCGUAUCAAUUACCAUUAGUUGAACGCCCUGCUCGUCUCAUCCCGUAUUGGUAUAAAAAAAUAUCCAUAUUUCUGAACCCCGGGUUCUGAAUUUUGGCGAUUUGUGUGUAGCGAUAUAUUUGGUGCUUUGAAUGUUAAAUGAAAGCUAUGUUUAUGACGUUUAUGGUGUCCCGAUGUACCUACUUGAGUAUUUUAGAUGACGCUUUGAUGCUGUCAUGUUUUUGAAUACAAUGGGUGACGCAAUCUUUUUGACGCUGACUGUACAGUUGAUUGAUAAGGAUUAACAUAAUCAAUAGUACAAGUACAAGUAUCAUAAAACAAAAUAAGGAAGUUGCAAAUUUUAAAUGCUCUAAAGUUUAAGAGCCAAAAGCCCUCACAACCAGUUCUCGUACAGGCGUUGCUACGUAGUUGUAGUAAAGCUAUAGCCAUCACUCCGUCCAGUGUAAUAAUUGGUAUGAGGUGUGGCCAGCCUCUGCAAUGACAGACUUUUUUUUUCUAAAAUUAAUUCUAUAGCCGCCAUGAUUUACGUAUCAAUUAUUAUUCACAGAAGGUCCACAGGCGAUAAAUCAAAAAUAACCAUUCAACCAGCAAUCGUGAGAAACAAUAAAUACUGUUGCAAAUUUUCAGGCCAUGGACAAUGGAUUGGUAAUAAGUAUUCAAAUGUUAUGUGUUUAAAUGUAACAUAAAAAAAUUCACCUUCUAAACUGUUCCUAAAUGUCAUAAUGUAUAUAAAUAAAAUGUUGUAAACGACCCUUUCAUAUGGUAACCUAAAUUUACAACGGUAUUGUAAACUUUAAACCAAUCCUUUGUUUUAAAUCUCAAACGUGUAGGUAAUUAAAGUCAUAGACAAUUACGACUUAUGAGUGUGUUUACUAGUAAUUGUUCGGCAGUCGGACGAAGUUUGAAAAAAGAACAAACUAAACCAAUCAUGAAAAUGUAAACACGCAAAACGUUCCGUUGUACGCAUAUUUUAUGAUUUGUAACAGUUUGUGUCAAAAAAAUGUUGUUUUAGUGAUUUCUGUUGUGGGAAAACUCAAGCAUUGAAUAAAUAAACUAAAUCCAAAUUUGACCAACAAAAUAAUAUAUGCGAGAAACAUACAUGACGUGAGUUGCAUCAUAAAGAGUGUUCCUAAAAUAAAUAGCUAGGUACUUACCAUAUGAAAGCGUCGUUGAUAAUAAUAAUUCUAAUUUAUUGUGGACGUUUUUAAAAUAUAUUUAAUUAUUAAGUUGAUGUUCCGUUACAAGCGCUAGUUUUUGUGGUUAUGACUACAGUAAUGUUUCAAAGUGUGACCGUAACUUUCCUAAAUGUUAUAAUCUUCGAGUGAACCUUUCGUUUAAAUAUUCCGUUAUUUGUUUAAUUACAAUAAAAGUAUAUUAAUACAUA